This is a messenger RNA of Daucus carota subsp. sativus, 1283 nucleotides long. RefSeq lists its product as uncharacterized. The coding region runs from base 120 to 1283 and encodes 387 amino acids. Lineage: Eukaryota; Viridiplantae; Streptophyta; Magnoliopsida; Apiales; Apiaceae. The transcript is spliced from 4 exons. The record is from RefSeq and is a predicted model, not a curated record.
GUAUGAUUUCAUAGGGAAAUAAACUUGUUGAUGAAGUAGAAGGGGAUGAACAUAAUUGUAAUAAUCUGGUGGAUGAACAAGAUGGAGAUCAAGAUAAUGACAAACAAAGUGAUGAAGAUAUGCAAGAAGGUGAAGAAGACAGUGCACAAGAAGAUAGUGCAGAAGACAUGGAGCAAGACGAUAGUGCACAAGAACAUGAAGAAGGUGAUGAAGAUAGUGCAGAAGAAGAAGAUGAUGAACAAGACGAUGGACUAAACGAAAGUGAGGAAGAAAAUGAGGAUGAACAAGAAGAGGAUGAAACAGAAAAUCAAGCUCAAGUCAACAAUGCACAACCAAAGAUUAAAAUAACAAAAUACAAAAGGAAAAAGGAAGCUGCAUUUGAAACUCAUAUACCAAGAAAAAGGAUUGCUGGAACAUUAUAUCCACUAUUGAAGUUCAUGAACAAGGAUGUUAAGAAAACAGAAGGGGCUAAACAUAUAAAUAAGAAAAAAGACGAGGUCAAGAUAAGGAUAUCUCCAAGGCAUUUUAGUAAGAUGGUAGGUGAACUCACAAAAGAGCAGAGGGACUGGGUUACAAGAGCUGGUUUUGCACUCUUACUGGAUUUUGAGCUUGACAUUUUGCCAACCAAAAUCGCCUACAAUGUACUCCAAAUCUUUGAUCACCACUCAAUCUCACUGAAGUUGAAGGAUGGAGAUAUUAAUAUUACAAGUGAAGAUGUUUAUGAUGUGUUAGGCCUGCCAAAUGGAGGACAUCCUAUUAUUCUGGCAUCACCUGGAAAGUACAGUCAAAGAAUCAAAGAUUGGCAUGCACAAUUCACUUUAUCUGAUCAAAUAACAACACAGAUGAUUGUUCAAGUGAUGAAAAACCAAGAAGUUAAUGAUAACUUCAAAUUAAACAUCCUUCUUGUUAUGUCAAAUGUGCUUAUUGGUACAAAAGGAGCUUCUUAUGUGGACAAACAACUGCUGCAACUUGAUGAUAACCUUGACAAUCUCAAGAAGUAUAACUGGGCAGAUUUCCUCCUAGGCUACCUUGUAAUUGGAAUGGAGAGUUGGAACAGAACAACAACAACAUUUUUCCGAGGAUCACUAAUCUUUCUCACUUUGUUAUAUGUCGACCGUGUGAGGUACAAAGGAAUGAACCUGGUUGAUAGACAAUUUCCUUCCUACAAUGGUUGGACUCUAGAAAUGUUGAGACAAAGACAAGAAAUUGAGGUGAUUGGUCGACGGAGUUUUUGGAGUUGGAUCAAUCCAACCAAGUUUAAAAGAAUAUCUACAAAAAAUUGA